This is a messenger RNA of Wasmannia auropunctata (little fire ant), 2417 nucleotides long. Its product is annotated as zygotic gap protein knirps-like. The transcript is spliced from 3 exons. The record is from RefSeq and is a predicted model, not a curated record. Gene Ontology annotation, biological process: regulation of DNA-templated transcription. Bases 746 to 1975 code for a protein of 409 amino acids. Gene Ontology annotation, molecular function: DNA-binding transcription factor activity; sequence-specific DNA binding; zinc ion binding. Lineage: Eukaryota; Metazoa; Arthropoda; Insecta; Hymenoptera; Formicidae.
CGAUGGGUAAGAACAGCUCCCCAGAUGGCUCUUACUAUACGGAGGAAAAUCGUUCCUUCGGUACGGCACGGUUCUCCUCAGGCGCUUCGAUGCAGUCAAACAGGUCUGAGCGAUCGUACAGCACCAGUCCUUUCUCGUCCAUCGUCGUAGUCGCACCGUCACACGUGCACAUACAAGAGAGACAGAAGGAGAGGGGGGGAGAGAAAAAGAGAGAGAGAGAGAGAGAUCGAGAGUAUACAAAGACGACCACGAGCAGCGACCGAGGAAAAAUCGCGAGGAAACAGCGGGGGAAGUAGAAAAGAAGGAGAGGAAAGAGAGAGAGAGAGAAAAGAAAUAGAAUAAAUAUCGGACGAGGAAGUGCGUGAAUUACGAUCAAUCGAAAUUGUAUAGUUCAGUCGACGGAAUCGAGACAACCGGCAUGACACUGCCGGUAGCGGUCUAUGCAGAAGACUGAUCGGCGUAUCAGCGAAGCUCUCGAGAAGACCACCGGCUAUUACGCGGAAGAAACGACUUUCGUCAAAUUAGAACGUUAAAUAUUUGAAGGAACAUGUGAUCGAAGAUAAGACAUAAUCGAUAUAAUAAGAGUAAACGGAACGUUUUCCUGGGAACGAGAGAUACGAUGUGUAACAUAUGAUAGCGGACUGGAAAACAGUUGCUUCGGCGAGAACACUUUUCUUAUUUGUUGACUUAGUGAUCCGAGAAACGGGACUGACGUUUGCGUGGAUUUUCAAUUUAUCUGAGUGAGAUGAACCAACAGUGCAGGGUAUGCGACGAGCCCGCAGCGGGGUUUCAUUUCGGUGCGUUCACGUGCGAGGGUUGCAAGUCAUUCUUCGGUCGCACGUAUAACAACCCCACUAACGUGACAGCAUGCAAGAACGGCGGCAACUGCAUAAUCAACAAGAGGAACCGGACGGCUUGCAAAGCGUGUCGAUUAAAGAAAUGCCUAGACGUCGGCAUGUCCAAGUCGAGCUCGCGCUACGGGCGGCGCUCGAAUUGGUUCAAGAUCACUUAUUUCUCGGAGCAGCUGAGACGCGAUCAAAACGCGAACGAGAUGGCAGCGCUCCGUCCUUCCGGUAUCGUUCCGUCCUUCCGUUUAAGUUAUCCCCCGCAAAAUGUUGCUGACGGCAGCAACGAAAUAGACAACGGCCCGUCGACCAGUCACGAAAACCCGGCGGUGCAGUAUCCGUACCACAUGUCACCGGCGAUGCUGCAGCGACCGGACGGAUCGCCCCAUCCCGACGACGUGGCUUUAUACCAUCAACUCUAUCUGCGCAACUGGUAUUUGGGGGAACAUCAGCCGCAGCUACCGUCCCUCACAACACCGCCGCCCACGUCGAGGGAAGUCUCGUCAUCGCCGCACGACAAUCACUCGCCACGGCAACGGAGUCCGUCCGCGGAAACUUCCGCGACAUUCACUCAGGGAACGUCGUUUUACUCGUCGGAUUCUUACCGAUCGCCUGUGCCGACGGAGUCAACGUCGAGGAAUAACAUUAGAAACGCCGAUGGCGAAUCCGAGAGCGAGUCCAUCGAUGACGACCAUCCUCGCGAUGUACAGUCCAGGAGCAGUUCGAGCCGGUCGCCGUUCACACCCACGAGAGCAAACGAGCAAGAGUCCAAACCCAGAGUCUCGAUCAACGGCAUGCUCAUGCUCACGGGUCAACAUUCCCUAUUACUCCCAGGAGGGAUGUUCGCAUCGGGGUCACACUCGUUGCCACCUCCGUGGAGGUAUCACAAUCUACUUCUGGUUAACUCUAAUCAUAAUAAUUCCGCCGGCGACGAACCGAUCGAUCUAAGCAUGCGGGCGAGUGGCACUCUGCCGCGAUCCAGAGAGUCGCCAGUAAAAGAAGAGAAAGAGGAAGAACAGGACGAGAAGAAUGGCGGCAGGUCGCCCAAGGAAGAGACCGCGGCGUAUCCGCUCGAUCUGACGCUUUCCGCUGGUACGUCCUUGACGGCGAAUUGUUUUGUAGGCUCAUGAGCCGCUUGAAUCGAUUUCGAUUCUCGGAAUUUCGAUUCGUCUUCAUCUGAAGAAACACGUCGAAAGAUUCGCGCGGUUUCUAGAGGAGCGAGCUCGAAAGAAGUUCGAGAGAAACGAUGGACAAUGUUUAUAAUAGUUACAAUUCCACUGAUAAAGUGAAUAGAAACGAAUAACGUAUAGCGAAAAUCGCGGUGUAUAUAUUUAGAAUUAUUUUCGCGAUGGAAAAACAACAAUGAUGUUGAGAAGGAACGGGGAGAUGCUGGUCAGUUUGACGACCGUUCAUAGGUAGUACCAUCAUGAAAAUGUGUUCAUUUUGUGUACAUAUAUACAUAUAACAUAGUACUUGAAACGAUUAAAUCGACGCGAUUUAUAUUGAUUUAAUUUAUUUCAGACUAUCCAAUAUAUAUAUAUAUAUAUAUAUAACUGGUGCAGCCGUUUUCAA